AUGGGAAGUUUAGAAAUUGGGGUCGUGGUUGAAAUAUUAUCGUUUCCGAACGAUAUAUCACCAUUGACAAUCAAGAACGAUAAUAAUCAGGGUCGAGGCUAUCAAGGGGAAGGGAUUGGAAGGCAGCGGGAGCACAAUCUUGGACAGAAAUUGGAAACCAGUCCAAAGCAGGUUGCAACACAAAUGACAGAGAAGGUUCGUGCACACUCAGGUUAA
Paracoccidioides brasiliensis Pb18 is the source of this 216-nucleotide messenger RNA. RefSeq lists its product as uncharacterized. The transcript has a single exon. The record is from RefSeq and is a predicted model, not a curated record. Bases 1 to 216 code for a protein of 71 amino acids.